Molecule: messenger RNA, 2304 nt
Organism: Candida albicans SC5314
Lineage: Eukaryota; Fungi; Ascomycota; Pichiomycetes; Serinales; Debaryomycetaceae
Gene: VPS70
Product: putative zinc metalloprotease
Exons: 1
Coding region: 1-2304 (767 amino acids)
Molecular function (GO): carboxypeptidase activity
Source: RefSeq, a predicted model, not a curated record
AUGUUGUACGAGAAAAGAGUAUUACCUCCUAAAAGGAGCUAUCAGAGGAACCCAAUUGUCUGGGCAUUCUUUGUCUUGGCUAUUCUUACCAUUUAUAAAUUACCCUUAACUUUGUUUCCUCAAGAACAAGAUGUUAUCGACCCUAAAGCUGUUAUUCUCAAUGCCCUUGAAACCAAUUUAGCUGGUAAUUGGUCACGCAAGUACACUGCUGAGCCACAUUUGGCAGGCACGAACUACGGUUUGGUUGCAUGGACUGAACUGAAAUUUAAGGAGUACGGGCUUAAGACUCAAGUUGACACUUAUGAUAUUUAUGUUAGUUAUCCAAAAGACCAUGACUUGAAGUUGAUUAAUAAAAAGGGCCACGUCGAGUACCAACCAUCAUUAAAGGAAGAUGUCAUUGAUGAAGACUCAACUACACAUGGAAAUGACACAGUCCCCACAUUUUUGGGAUAUGCUGCCAAUGGGAAUGUAACUGCUGAAUACGUUUUUGUCAACUACGGGACUAAAGACGAUUUCGAUUUUUUAAAGGAGCAAAAAGUUAAUGUUACUGGUAAAAUCGCCAUUGCUCGUUAUGGCAAAAUUUUCCGUGGCUUAAAAGUCAAAUUUGCUCAAGAACAUGGUGCUGUUGGUGUUUUGAUAUAUUCCGACCCAGGAGAUGACCAAGGAAUCACACCUGCCAACGGCUAUAAACAAUAUCCUCAUGGUCCUGCACGUCAAGAAAGUUCUGUUCAAAGAGGGUCUGUACAAUUCUUGUCACAAAUCCCUGGAGACCCUACUACCCCAGGUUACCCUUCCAAGGGAGACGUGGAGCGCAAAGACCCUCAUGAAAGUAUUGGUAGAAUUCCUGCUUUGCCGAUUUCGUAUCGCGAAGUCAAACCCAUAUUGGCCAAACUCAACGGAUUUGGUAUACAACCAGACCUGUUUGCCGGCGAGUUAGAAGGAUUUGACUAUUUUACUGGACCAAACCCAAAAUACACGUUAAACUUGUACAAUGACCAAAUUUACAAUAUUACACCAUUAUGGAAUGUUUAUGGAGAAAUUGAAGGUCAGAACAAAGACGAGGUAAUUAUAAUUGGUAAUCACAGAGACGCAUGGAUCAAAGGAGGCGCAUCGGACCCCAAUAGUGGCUCUGCUGCUUUGUUGGAGAUUGCUCGUGCUUUAAACGAAUUAAAACAGCAAAAUUAUAAAUUCAAACGUACAAUAAUUUUGCACAGUUAUGAUGGCGAAGAGUAUGGACUUUUGGGUUCCACCGAGCAAGGGGAAUACUAUGCUGAAAAGUAUCAGCGCAAUGUUGUGGCAUACUUGAACUUGGACGACGCUGUUUCAGGAAAACAUUUCAAGUUGAGUGCAUCUCCAGUAUUAGAUGAGGUAUUGUUAGCUGUUGCCAAAGAAUUAGAAUACCCAGAAAAGGGGGCCGCUAGUUUGUAUGACCACUGGUUGGCCAAUGGUGGUAGAAUCAAACCUCUUGGGUCUGGGUCCGAUUAUACAGUUUACCUUGACCAUCUCGGUAUUCCCUCAGUGGACUUGGGUUUUGCUGGUGGGAAAGGUGACCCAGUAUAUCAUUAUCAUUCCAACUACGACUCUUACCACUGGAUGAAGAAGUUUGGCGACGAGGGGUUUGUAUUCCACAAUUUGUGUGCCAAAUAUGUACUGUUGCUUGCAUUACAGUUGUCAGAGAGAGAAGUCAUUGAUUUCAGACUUUCCAGCUACUCGAAAAAGUUGCAAGAGUAUUACAACUCCACUGUUUCAACCAUUCCCAAGUCGUGGUUGAACAAAACGGUAAAAUCCUCACACACAGACUGGGAAGAAUAUAAUUUUAUCAAUAAAGCCACCAAUGGUUAUUAUACAGACGAGAUUCCAGAGGGCAAACAAUGCAGAAUGAUGAGACGUAUCCAUCACCACAAACACAAAACCACUUUGCAAGAACUAGUAGCUGCAACUUUUGACAAAUUGGAGAAAUUUGAUAAUGUCACCCAAUCCUUGGACCUCACCUCCUUCAAAUUGCAAGCACUUUAUGAUGAUUACGACAAUUUACCAUUGUGGGAGAGAAUCAAAUUACAUUUCCGUAUCAGACACCACAAUAAAUUGUUACAGUAUUUUGAAAGAAACUUUCUUCAUCAAAAGGGAUUACACAACAGAUUCUGGUUCAGACACAUUGUUUAUGCCAGCGGAAGAUACACUGGGUAUGCGGGACAAACAUUGCCGGGAUUAAAUGAAGCUAUUGAAGAUGGUGAUUUCGAUAGAUUUGUGCAUUGGGUCAAUAUCUUUGCCAGAACUUUGAAGAGAAUCAAUAGACAUUCAUAA